Molecule: messenger RNA, 603 nt
Organism: Saccostrea echinata
Lineage: Eukaryota; Metazoa; Mollusca; Bivalvia; Ostreida; Ostreidae
Exons: 2
Coding region: 1-366 (121 amino acids)
Source: RefSeq, a predicted model, not a curated record
AUGGCUUUACUGCUCUUGAGGAGUUUUAAAGCUUCGCGGAGAGCUGCAAGACUCAAACAGGCUGUAAAAUCCCUCAAGGAUGAGGCCUUGCAGGGCAUGGAAAAAGACAAGCUUCUGAAAGUGAUGACCCCAGAGUAUCUGUCAUCAGAGGAAUCUGAGGUGGAUGAAGAUGGAGAGUUUAGACAUUUUAGUGUCAGACGUCUGCCAUGGCAGAAGGAUUCGUUUCGAGCCUUGAAAGAUAAACUUGAGGCAACUCGUGUUAAAAAGCUGACUCCACAGCACAGGAGGCAGAUGAAGACGCGCGUCAUCCUAGAAAUUCCAAAGUUUGUAAAAAAUUUUAAAUACUGUAAUGUUCUCCUUAAAUAGUUAUUGUUUCCAUCCCCUUUGGAUACAGAUUAAAGCUUUUUAAUCGAAGUGAGAAAAUUUUGUAAGCGAACAUUUUUUUUUAAUAAACUAGAGGAAAAUUAAUUUCAUUUGUUUGAAAAAUGUACCAGCCAAGUAAUUUCUCACUGCCUAUUUAUUAAUUCAUGUACACUACAUUUACUAUUAUGAAAAUAUUUUCUUGAAAUAAUUUAGUAUCCGAGGGGUUGAUUUGAUUUUCUU